This is a messenger RNA of Hydractinia symbiolongicarpus, 1695 nucleotides long. RefSeq lists its product as uncharacterized. The transcript is spliced from 6 exons. The record is from RefSeq and is a predicted model, not a curated record. NCBI's taxonomy places the organism in Eukaryota, Metazoa, Cnidaria, Hydrozoa, Anthoathecata, Hydractiniidae. Bases 165 to 1631 code for a protein of 488 amino acids.
UCCAGAGAAACAGAUUUGUCGAUAACGGUAAACAUGUAUUUUAUGCAUGAAUAACUUUGAAUCACGUGAUUUUGUUGUUUAUAUUUUUGCGCAUAAACGGCAACAGACUCCACCGAUCUUUCGGCACCAAAUUAACGACACGUGCCUCAAAGGAUGAGGAAAGCAUGUACGUUUUACAUACCUACUUAGGAAGUAUCUUUAUGAUUAGUACGUAUGGUCAAUUUAUACCUGUAGAUUUAUUUGCACAAGUACAAGCAUCUCAAGCAGCUACACAACCACCACAUCAAGAUGUUUCUACAAAUUAUAGUUUUGUGAAAGAAAUGUGUAAAGAAAGAUUACAUCGUAUGGAUUGGAAAGAAAUUUUAAAACCUUGUGAAGGAAAACUAACGUUUGGAUCGAGUUUGUAUUCAACUAACAGAACCAGUGUGAAUUAUAGUUACAUUACAGAUAAAGCUAUACGAAAUACGGGCGAGUAUAGUAGUUUCAAAAUAAAAACUCACAAUACGUAUAACUCGCCAAAAACAUACGGCGGGGAUACUUGGCGAGUGUUUAUAAAUGGACCAGCUUAUUUUGAGCCGUAUGUUUAUGACUUGAACUCCGGCGAGUACGAAGUAACGUUUUUAAUAUUAGAUUCUGGUACAUACACCGUAAAUAUUGUAUUGGAAGGAACAUUGUGUAGCUCCUUUGUCAACCCUCCCCAUGAUUGGUUCAAAAAAGGUGAUUUUAACGGACAUUUUCAAAAUGAGUGGCAAUACAAGCAGUGGAAAGGAUGGCCUUACUUACUACGAGAACGCAUGUGGAGACCAUUAACUAAUUUUACUAUUAAUGUCCAACCAGGGAAUAGAAUUGACAUUAGACGUAACUUGCAACAUCUAAAGAACUGGCAAAACACAUGUGGUUUAACAAAAUGUAAUUUCUUAACUGAUGGAAUGGGCAGGUGGAUACAGAAUACGUGGAAGCCUUUUUCUAAUUACGUAGCUUCAUCCAAUCUUACAAAACAGCACCGCCCACGACGUCGUAAAGGAGUUUUAUGGGUAUAUGGAGACUGUUAUGCAUAUCAUUUUUGGCAGAGUAUUCAAAACACCACAUUAUGCACGAAAGAAUUCAAAAAGUGUAAAAGUACGUAUAACUGGAUAUAUCCAAGAUGGAAUCCUGAUCCAAAGAAAGACAAAUCUAUUCAUCUACAACGCCAUUUUCAAAUCGACUUACCAUGGCUAGUUGGAUAUUUUAAAAAAGUAUUAAGUAGAUCAGAACUGAACAACAAAGAAAGCGCCAUGUUUUUAAAUCUAGGUCUGCAUUUUAUACGUUCUACGUCAUUUCAAAACUAUCAAACGUUAAUACGUAAAUAUAUUUCUGUAAUAAAGUCUCAUAAAACGAACAUCAUAUGGAGAACCACCACAGCAAUUUACAGACCAGAAAAAAAAGUACAUAAACGAUUUCAAACAUAUCAGCGUGCAUUAUUAUUCAACGCAUUUUCGAUGGCAACUAUGUGUAGCGCCGGUAUUCCAAUUGUUGACGUGUUUCCGAUGACGUCGUCAUAUCCGCAUAAACCAGAUGAUGGUAUUCAUUACAAUAUGAAUUUAUUUAAACCAAUCCAGCAUGCAUUGCGUCAAUACUACCGUUUUGUUUAGUCCACUAACAGAAAUUAUAAUUCAAACGUGAUGUGGAAUUGUUAACCAUGUUGUAGCGUUCAUA